Messenger RNA from Rotaria sp. Silwood2, 381 nucleotides. The record is from the annotation of a GenBank genome assembly. NCBI's taxonomy places the organism in Eukaryota, Metazoa, Rotifera, Eurotatoria, Philodinida, Philodinidae.
AUGCGUGAUCAUGGUAUAAGUCGAGAGCAAUUUUCUAAUUUAAUAUCAUCAUUUGAAUCUAUUCUUGCAUCAAGUUACAAGAAAACAACAUCAACUGAUCAAUGGACACGUGAAGACAUGAAAUGUUGGUUUCAACAAAAUCAUUUAUCUAAUCAUUUAAUUAAUGCAUUAGGUUUUAUUAAUGGAUCUCAACUUAUUCUUUAUGGAAAAUUAACUCUUGAUUCAACAGUACGUAUUAAUGAAGAAUAUGAUCGAUUGAGAAAUAAAAUUGGACACGACCUUUUUCAUCUUGAUGAAUAUGUUCGUUUUUUGGAUUGUUUGAAAACAAUUGUCGGUGAAUCAAAAUCAAAACAAGAACAAGCCUCAUGCAACAUACUGUAG